Messenger RNA from Peniophora sp. CBMAI 1063, 891 nucleotides. NCBI's taxonomy places the organism in Eukaryota, Fungi, Basidiomycota, Agaricomycetes, Russulales, Peniophoraceae. The record is from the annotation of a GenBank genome assembly.
AUGAGUCCCCCACUUCACGAACACACAGUCAAUUAUGACCUAGGCGCCAUCGGCGAUGACUUCGAGGACACGCCUGUUGUCCAGCUUCAGUAUGAUGGCAGCAAGACAAGCGCUCUAGCGCUAUGGGGUCACGUACCAUCGAACACAGAUCCUUCAUCGUACGUGUGCGUCGCCCUCGAUGUCUCUCAUGGAGCCACAAUCCGGGAGUACCGCAUCUACUCCCACUCGUCCAUACUUGCUCAGCGCAAGGCGGUAUAUCCGCAGCCCAUCCAUAUAGCGUGGCAUAGCUUCAUUGAGUCUGUGAGCCGCCUUAUAAGAAGAGACGGGAACCGGGCCCUUCAAGACGCAAAGGGGUCCAUACAACAGAUGAAACUCACCAAUGGCCGGUUCCGCAAUCCAUACAAGGACCAAGGUCUCGCCAUAUCGAACGUAGAGCAAUGCAUCAUCGAUACUCUGGUCGGAUGCGGGCACUCUCAUGAUGAGCAAGCGACGCCUACGAUAGACAAGGGAUGGACGUUGAGGAUUGAGCGUAAAGUGGCUGUCGAGAUCAGUGCAAGCACAACGCCUGCACUGUCUGCUACCAGCACGGACAUGCAAAGCAUUCGCGCACGGCAAAUGGCACCUAUGUCUCGCCUGGAUGGGUCGAAUGGUGAAGACCAUGGCGCCAAGAACAUGUCUCCCAGCGACUUUGUACAGGUGAUCGUCAAACUUGUGGCUCUGGUCUGUCCUGGUGAAGUCGACGUACCUGCGACCAUAACCAUGGCGUUCGAUCUGCUCUCCUUCAUCCGUUUCCUGGCAUCCAAAGAACCUAUUUUGGUGAAGAACUGCAACGACUUGCAGGUUGAAAGUCCGCUGAUAGCUUUGCCCAUAGACCGUACCGACAGAGAUUGA